Molecule: messenger RNA, 2696 nt
Organism: Nyctereutes procyonoides (raccoon dog)
Lineage: Eukaryota; Metazoa; Chordata; Mammalia; Carnivora; Canidae
Gene: AP1G2
Product: adaptor related protein complex 1 subunit gamma 2
Exons: 21
Coding region: 137-2500 (787 amino acids)
Biological process (GO): intracellular protein transport; receptor-mediated endocytosis; Golgi to vacuole transport
Cellular component (GO): Golgi apparatus; membrane coat; AP-1 adaptor complex
Molecular function (GO): clathrin-cargo adaptor activity
Source: RefSeq, a predicted model, not a curated record
GCAGGCUGUUUUAGGGUAGCUGCGGGACCCGAUCCUUCAGGAUCUUGGCACAGAGCGAGCCAGGGCUGGAAGGCCAGGCACCCCCGGCCCGAGAGGUUUAAAGCCCUCUCCCAUUUCCGGGCUCUGCCCCUUCAGGAUGGUGGUGCCUUCGCUGAAGCUUCAAGAUCUAAUCGAGGAGAUCCGUGGGGCCAAGACCCAAGCCCAGGAGCGGGAGGUGAUUCAAAAGGAGUGCGCCCACAUCCGCGCCUCCUUCCGCGAUGGGGACCCUCUGCACAGGCACCGCCAGCUGGCCAAACUGCUCUACGUCCACAUGCUGGGCUACCCCGCCCACUUUGGACAGAUGGAGUGCCUGAAACUGAUCGCCUCCCCCAGAUUCACAGACAAGAGGGUGGGCUACCUGGGGGCCAUGCUUCUACUGGAUGAGAGGCAGGAUGCCCAUCUGCUCAUUACCAACAGCAUCAAGAAUGACCUGAACCAGGGGAUUCAGGUGGUGCAAGGCCUGGCCCUGUGUACUCUGAGCACUGUGGGCUCUGCUGAGAUGUGCCGGGACCUGGCCACUGAAGUGGAAAAACUGCUCCUGCAGCCUGGCUCCUAUGUGCGCAAGAAGGCUGUUCUGACUGCCGUGCACAUGAUCCGGAAGGUCCCGGAGCUCUCCAACAUCUUCCUCCCACCCUGUGCCCAACUGCUUCAUGAACGCCACCACGGCAUCCUGCUGGGCACCAUCACGCUGAUCACGGAGCUCUGUGAACGAAGCCCUGCAGCCCUCAAGCACUUUCAAAAGGUGGUGCCCCAGCUGGUGCAGAUUCUCCGGACUCUGGUGACAACAGGAUAUUCCACAGAGCACAGCAUAUCUGGAGUCAGCGACCCCUUCCUGCAGGUCCAGAUACUUCGUCUGCUUCGGAUUCUGGGCCGGAACCAUGAAGAAAGCAGUGAGACCAUGAAUGACUUGCUGGCUCAGGUGGCCACUAACACAGACACCAGCCGAAAUGCGGGCAAUGCAGUCCUAUUUGAGACGGUGCUGACCAUCAUGGACAUCCGUUCUGCCACCGGCUUGCGGGUUCUGGCUGUCAACAUCCUUGGCCGCUUUCUGCUCAACAGUGACAAGAACAUUAGGUAUGUUGCCCUGACGUCAUUGCUGCGUAUGGUGCAGUCUGAUCACAGCGCGGUGCAGCGGCACCGGCCCACUGUGGUGGAAUGUCUACGGGAAGUCGAUGCCUCCCUUAGCCGGAGGGCCCUGGAGCUGAGUCUGGCUCUGGUGAAUAGCUCCAAUGUGCGAGCCAUGACACAAGAGCUACAGAGCUUUCUGGAAUCCUGCUCCCCUGAUCUACGGGCCGAUUGUGCCUCAGGCAUCCUGCUGGCAGCAGAGAGGUUUGCCCCAACCAAGCGGUGGCACAUAGACACCAUCCUGCGUGUGCUGACAACGGCAGGCACCCAUGUACGGGAUGAUGCGGUGGCCAACCUGACACAGCUGAUUGGGGGUGCCCAGGAGCUACAUGCCUACUCUGUGCGCCGCCUCUACAGUGCCCUGGCAGAGGACAUCUCCCAACAACCACUGGUGCAAGUGGCAGCCUGGUGCAUUGGAGAAUAUGGGGACCUCUUGCUGGAGGGGAGCUGUGAGGAGACUGAGCCCCUUCAGGUGGAGGAAGAGGAUGUGCUGGCCCUGUUGGAAAAGGUGCUGCAGUCCCAUAUGUCCCUGCCAGCCACCCGAGGAUAUGCCCUGACUGCCCUCAUGAAGCUCAGCACCCGGCUCCGUGGGGACAACAACCGCAUCCGCCAGGUGGUGUCCAUCUAUGGGAGUUGCCUGGACAUGGAGCUGCAGCAGCGGGCCGUGGAGUAUAACAUGCUCUUCCGGAAGUACGACCACAUGAGGGCUGCCAUCCUAGAAAAGAUGCCUCUUGUGGAGCGAGGUGGCACUCAGGAUGAGGAGAUAAAGGAAAGCAAAGAAGCUCAACUUUCAGAAGCCAGUCUUGUUCCCACAGAGCCACAGGCCUCUGAGCUCUUGGAUCUGCUAGAUCUCCUGGAUGGCACUUCCGGGGCUGCCCAGCCCCCACCUCCUCUGGAACCCUCCCCAGGAGCUGUUCUAGUACACCUCCUCGACCUGCCCUGUGACCUGCCCUCUGCAUCUCCACCCCCAGCUUCCAUCCCAAAUCUCAGAGUGUUUGAACGUGAAGGACUUCAGCUGAAUCUGUCUUUUGUUCGACCCCCUGGAACUCCUGCUUUGCUCUUAAUCACCAUCACUGCUAUCAACACCUCAGAGGCUGAUGUCAUCCACUUCAUCUGCCAAGCUGCUGUGCCCAAGAGUUUCCAGCUGCAGCUACAGGCUCCUAGUGGGGACACAGUUCCAGCUCACAGUGGCCUUCCAGUGACCCAGCUGCUCAGAAUCCUCAAUCCUAACAAGGCUCCCUUGAGGCUAAAGUUGCGCCUUACCUACAACCACUUUGGCCAGUCGGUGCAGGAGAUCUUUGAGGUGAACAACUUGCCCAUGGAAACAUGGCAAUAACUCAGCCUCCACUCAGUCUGAAAUCCUCCUGUGUCCCAAACUCUCCAAGGUCCCAGCCACUCAGAGCCUGUACCUGACGGCUGCCAGCAGAUGGCGCUCUGGUCCUGCACUUGCCUCUGCAAAAUCCAUGGGGGGUGCCCCCCCCACACCUCUCACGAAUAAUGAAAGCCCAAUAAAGCCUGAGGGGGGAAAGCCA